GGCAAGGACAUCACGGUGGUUGACACAGCCGAUAUUUUUGACCCAAGAUCUGUCAGCAGUAACUUGUACAGCAAAAUUAUCCAUUGCAUCGAGCUGCCCUCCCCAGGGCCCCAUGCACUGCUGCUGGUGACACAGCUGGGCCGGUUCACGAAGGAGGACGACGAGGCCGUGCAGACACUGCAGGACAUUUUUGGACCUGAGGUUCUGAGUCGCACGAUCGUCCUGUUCCCCCGGGUGGAAGAUUUGGUGGGAGGGUCGCUGCAGGAUUACGUGCGGUAUUUGGACAACAGAGCCCUCCACGACUUGGUGAGGAGGUGCGGGAAUGGGUACGGCGGCUUCAACAACAGGGGCCUAGCGGAGCAGCAGGUUGCCCAGCUGGAGGGCAUGGAGCAAAGCUUGGUGCAGGAGAAGGGAGGAGGCUACUUCCAAAGCGAGAUGUACCUGGAGCCCUCGUUAACCAAGGAGAGAGCGCAGCGUCGCAUGCAGCAGCGCAGAGCAGCCGGGGAAGAGAGGGCCAAACGCACAUCCAUGCUCUACAGGAUCGUUCUCCUGGCUGGCGGGAUAGUUCUCCUUGGUGUUAUCGUGGUUGUUCUUUUUUUCCCUUCUUAG
Molecule: messenger RNA, 609 nt
Organism: Tinamus guttatus (white-throated tinamou)
Lineage: Eukaryota; Metazoa; Chordata; Aves; Tinamiformes; Tinamidae
Source: RefSeq, a predicted model, not a curated record